GGCAUAAGAUAACCAACCCCUCCUCUUCCUCAAAACCGCCCCUCUUCUCCAUCCUGUCUUUGGGGGUAAACCCUGAUUCCGUCUACCCAUCUACAACAUAGAUCGCUCUCUAAACCCUCAAUCGCAUCUCUAUCCGUAGCAGCCAUCCUCGUCGUCGUCACCACCGGCCGCGACGCGUGGCCCGUAUUUGGAGGUGCCUCCGAACCAUGCCCGUCAAGCCGAGCCUCGACGCGGACGACCUCUUAUCCAUGGGCGCGAGCAACAGCAGCGAGACCAGCUACGCCGCCUUCACGCCGCCGACGACGGCGGCAUCGGAUGGGCUGCCCGACUACGAAGCCGCCUCGUUCACUGGGCUGUCGGACACGCGCACCCGCGAGGAGACGGUGCCUCACCCAGGCGCGACGUACAUCAUCCGGGACCCGGCGACGAGGCGGCUGCUAACCAUAGUAGGCGGCCAGCUGCGGCUCGAGCACCACGCCGGCGACCGCGGCGGCUACCACUGGGACUGCGUCGAGACCAAGGGCUGGCUCGGCUUCCGCAACCCCGCCUUCGGCGUCUUCCUCGGCCACGACGGCCACGGCCGCAUCAUCGCCUCCGCCCGCCUACACCGCCCCUGGGAGUACUUCUGCGUCCGCCGCCACAAGCAGGGCGGCUACCUCCUCCUUUCCCGCUGGUUCGACGACCUCUGGAAGCUCGACAAGGGCAGCGACGGCCGCACUAUCGUCCGCCAGGCCGAGGGCGGCCUCGCCUGGGAGUUCGAGCGGGUCGGCUAGCAUCUACCGGCAGAGCG
Durotheca rogersii is the source of this 790-nucleotide messenger RNA. RefSeq lists its product as uncharacterized. Lineage: Eukaryota; Fungi; Ascomycota; Sordariomycetes; Xylariales; Xylariaceae. Bases 207 to 773 code for a protein of 188 amino acids. The record is from RefSeq and is a predicted model, not a curated record. The transcript has a single exon.